GGUACAGUCGUACAGUCGUGACGUGGACCGUUGCCAUGGAGAGGCCCGCUCGGUAGGCACCGCGAGCUGGCGCCAGGAGCCGCAGGGUCGGAGCGUGGCUUUGAAGCCGCGACCGCCACCACCAUGAGCGGCCGAAGCCGGGGUCGAAAGUCCUCCCGCGCCAAAAGCCGGGGCAAAGGCCGCGCCAAAACCCGAGUCCGCGUUGCUCCUGACGACACCCCCCGCGACCCGGACCCACCACAGUGCCAGAGGCUCGGGGAGGAGACCCAGGCGGCACAGGUGCAGUCUGGCGCGGGUUGGGGUGGCCUGGAAACCGCUGCGCCCGCGCCGCUCCUCCGGCCCGGGGACGAGGCUGCCUGUCGGCUCCCCCUGGACUGUGGCCUCGCUCUCCGCGCCCGAGCCGCGGGGGACCGCGGGCAGGCCGCGACUAGGCCCGGGCCGGGGAAGACCACAUCUCUCUCGGAGCGCCUGGCGACAGACACUGUCUUCGUGGGAACUGUGGGGACCGUGGGAAGGCCCAAAAAUGCCCCCCGCGUUGGAAAUCGGCGUUGCCCUGCUGGGAAGAAGGCCCCAGAGAGCUGUAGUGCAGUGGGGAGGGGGCCUCAGGCCGUGGCCUGUGGGAGGCUGAAGAGAGGGAUGGCGGGGGAGGGUACCGCCGGCCCCGCGGGAGAGGAAAAUAGAGUAGAGAACGGUGCAGGGUCAGGGCUCCCUGCCACAGAAGGCAGCAUGGAUACUCUGGAGACCGUCCAGCUGAAGCUGGAGACCAUGAAUGCCCAGGCUGACAGGGCCUACCUUCGCCUCUCGCGCAAGUUUGGGCAGUUGCGAUUGCACCACUUAGAGCGCAGGAACCUCCUCAUCCAGAAUAUUCCCGGCUUCUGGGGGCAAGCUUUUCAGAACCACCCCCAGUUAUCAUCCUUCCUCAACAGCCAGGAUAAAGAGGUACUCGCCUACUUGAACAGCCUGGAGGUGGAAGAGCUUGGCCUCGCCAGAUUGGGCUACAAAAUAAAGUUUUACUUUGGCCGCAACCCCUAUUUCCAAAAUAAGGUGCUCAUUAAGGAAUAUGGGUGUGGCCCUUCGGGUCAGGUGGUGUCUCGUUCUACACCGAUCCAGUGGCUACCUGGGCAUGAUCUCCAGUCCCUAAGCCAAGGAAACCCAGAAAACAACCGUAGCUUCUUUGGGUGGUUUUCAAACCACAGCUCAAUUGAGUCUGACAAGAUUGUGGAGAUAAUCAACGAGGAACUGUGGCCCAAUCCCCUGCAGUACUACCUUUUGAGUGAAGGGGCCCGUGGAGAGAAAGGAAAAGAAAAGGAGGGGAGGCAAGGUCCAGCAAAGCAGCCAGUGGAGACCCCUGAGCCUGGGGUAAACCAGUCUAACUGAUUCUGCACAAGUCUCUACUACCUCCUGCUGGACUGUUCGUGGCUGACAACAUGUGUGUUUGGCUGUCUGCGUUCUUUUCAUGUUGGCCUCUGUGCACUGUAGCCCCUUUAGGACUUCAGCUACAAGAAUAUGGCAUUUAUGAUCAUGUUCUUUUGCCUCCCCAUGGCCUUCUUUUUUAUAUUAGUGUCACAUGUUAUGUGAUCUCACACCUACUGUUUAUAUGUUAAACACAUACUUCAGAUGUGUGCUGCCUUUAUCUACAUUGCCUGGACCCUGUUCUUGGCUCUGGCCUUUCCCACUUGUCUUUAACAUGGACACUCAUGAGUCAUCCUCCAGGAGGACCACUGCAUCCUCAAGCUCUGCUACUUCAGGCCCAGCGAGUUGCUGGACUUCCUGUUCAUGCUGGCCAUGCAUGUCAUCUAUGGCAAGCAUUUCUGUUGCCACUGCAAAAUGAAGCCAGUGCGAAUGGCAUUGGCCAUCAGCCAGAACUUACUGUUUCAUGGGCCUGGGGUCACCAGCCAAGAUGUCACCUCCUUUAUCUCUGGCUUUGUCUUGGGGUCCAUGCUACCCACCCUGGUGGACAUCCAGCAUAAUGGCACUUGACUGUUGGGCAUGCAUUUGACUAAGGGCAAGAAACAGUAUGCCAUGUGUUCGGUACCAUCAUGAGUCUCUUCUUGCCUCUGGGCCCUCCUACUGGUGAACUUACAUCAAGGUCCACUCUAUGCCAAGCCCCCUUACUGUCAGGCCAUUGAGUUUUGUCUAGGUUGCUAUCAGCCCCAGUUGGUUUCCUGGUCAACAAGGACCUCAAGAACUGCCAGUGGACUCAGGACCCCUGCCAGUGCACGAGACACACACCUACCCUCCCUAGCCUUCCAGGAACCCUCCUGGCUGCUAGACUGAAGGGCGGGCUGGUAUGUGCGGAUGUGCUCACUGUCACUAUGUUGUGGCUUCAGGUAUGGCCUUGUUUAUGUGGAAGAUUAAUGCUAUAUGCUGCUUAUUUCGCCUCUAAAAUCUUACCAUUUUCCCCAAAUGGAAAAAUAGAGCUUUACAAGUCUGCUAUUAUGUUUUGUGUUUUGUUUUAAACUUUUUUGCUCUUUAUUAUGGACAUUUUCAGACAUGCACAGAAGUGGAGAGGAUGGUCCCUGGGCCCCAUGUCCAUAUCACCUAGCUGCAUCAAUUAUCAAUUAUGAUCGAUCUGGUUUCAUCUGUAUUUCCCUCUUCCCACCUGUAUUGUUUAUGGAAAGUCCAAGACCCUGUACCAAUGCAACCGUAACUACUUUGGGAGAUUAGUACUCUCUUUUGAUGGUGAUAGUGGUGGAGUGUGCUGUCAUUAUCACAUCAAGUCUACUUUUUCCUUUUAAUGUUAACUAAUGAAGUUCCAGAGAUGGGCCUUAGAAAAGAAAGUCUUCAGAAUUAACAAGGAGUCUCCAAAAGAGACAAGGGGGAUGUUCCCUUUCCCCUGCAUCCACAAAAGGAGAGAGAGCCUGUUCUGUUGUAAAACUCUUUCAAAGACUCUGAUAUGAUAAGGUACUGAAUUGAGACCCUUCACCAGAAUAUCAGUCUUUUUUCCCCUAUGUAACAUGAAGACUUUGUGUGACUGUUAUGAUUGUUAUCAGCUUAUCCUAUUCUCAUAAUAUAACUGGUCUUGGAAGUAUAAUUUGGAAAUUGUUGCUAUGUUCUGUGAAAAUAGCCUCCCAAAAGUAAUCAGUAACUGGUUGUCAUACUUGAUAAUUUGACACCCUGGUAAUAAUACAAUUAUUUCUGUGUUCCUGAAAAAUAUAAAUAGUUGUAAGCUUGCAUGCAUGAUGGAAAAAUAAAAACCUGUAUCUGUUA
This is a messenger RNA of Microcebus murinus (gray mouse lemur), 3210 nucleotides long. The record is from RefSeq and is a predicted model, not a curated record. NCBI's taxonomy places the organism in Eukaryota, Metazoa, Chordata, Mammalia, Primates, Cheirogaleidae.